Messenger RNA from Urocitellus parryii (Arctic ground squirrel), 3776 nucleotides. It is a transcript of the gene Bcl6b, whose product is annotated as BCL6B transcription repressor. Gene Ontology annotation, molecular function: RNA polymerase II cis-regulatory region sequence-specific DNA binding; DNA-binding transcription factor activity, RNA polymerase II-specific; protein binding. The record is from RefSeq and is a predicted model, not a curated record. Gene Ontology annotation, biological process: regulation of transcription by RNA polymerase II. NCBI's taxonomy places the organism in Eukaryota, Metazoa, Chordata, Mammalia, Rodentia, Sciuridae.
AGCCGCAGCCCCUGCGGGACGGGGGUAAGAAGGAGACACUGAGGGAGCCGGAAUCCUGGGACGCCAAAGAGGGUUGGGGCUUAUUGAUAGUAGGGAGCCUGAGUCCCAGAAAUUGCACUUUACUAGGAUGGGGACUGUAUAGGAGUAGCAGAAAUCUGCGGUUCGUAGGAGGGAGUUUCAACUGGGAUUUGGAGGGCAGCUUUUCUGGAGUCCCCAGGCCGGGUCAAGCACUUAAGAUCUAGGCGCGCCAAGAAGCAAAGAGAGGCCUGCGUCGCUAUGGGUUCCACCACUGCCCCAGACGGAGCGCUCGGCUACGUCCGCGAAUUCACCCGCCACUCCUCCGACGUGCUGGGCAAUUUGAACGAGCUGCGCCUGCGCGGGAUCCUCACUGACGUCACGCUGCUGGUUGGCGGGCAACCCCUUCSAGCACACAAGGCGGUUCUUAUCGCCUGCAGUGGCUUCUUCUAUUCAAUUUUCCGGGGCCGAGCAGGAGUAGGGGUGGACGUACUCUCCCUGCCCGGGGGCCCCGAAGCUAGAGGCUUCGCUCCUCUUCUGGACUUCAUGUACACUUCGCGCCUGCGCCUCUCUCCCACCACUGCACCCGCUGUCCUUGCGGCUGCCACCUACUUGCAGAUGGAACAUGUAGUUCAGGCAUGCCACCGCUUCAUCCAGGCUAGUUGUGAACCUCUAGGCAUCUCCCUGCGACCCCUGGAGGCAGAACCCCCCACACUCACAACAGCCCCUCCACCAGGCAGUCCCAGGUGCUCUGAAGGGCACCCAGACCCACCUACUGAAUCUCGAAGCUGCAAUCAAGGCCCCCCAAGUCCAGUCAGCCCAGACCCCAAGGCCUGCAACUGGAAAAAGUACAAGUUCAUCGUGCUAAACUCUCAGGCUUCCCAAGCAGGGAGCCUGAUUGGGGAGAGUAGUUCUGGUCAACCUUGCCCCCAAGCGAGACUCCCCAGCGGAGAUGAGGCCUCCAACAACAGCAGCAGUGAAGAAGGACCCAUCCCUGGUUCCCAUAACAGGCUUUCUCCAACUACUGCCGCUAGGCAGUUCAAAUGUGGAAUUCCAGUCAGUGCCCCCUAUCUCUUCACAUCCCGGGUUCAAGAGACUACUGGAUCACCCUCUGAGCGGCCCUGUCCACCACCAGGAAGUGAGUUUUUCGGCUGCCAGAACUGUGAGGCUGUGGCUGGAUGCUCUUCGGGGCUGGACCCCUUGGCUCCCAGGGACGAGGACAAACCCUAUAAGUGUCAGCUCUGCCGGUCUGCCUUCCGCUACAAAGGCAACUUGGCCAGUCACCGUACUGUGCACACAGGGGAGAAGCCCUAUCAUUGCUCCAUCUGUGGAGCCCGUUUUAACCGACCAGCUAACCUGAAAACGCACAGCCGCAUCCAUUCGGGAGAGAAACCUUACAAGUGUGAGACUUGCGGUUCGCGCUUUGUACAGGUGGCGCACCUGCGCGCCCACGUGCUGAUCCACACCGGAGAGAAGCCCUAUCCUUGUCCCACCUGCGGAACUCGCUUCCGCCACCUACAGACCCUCAAGAGUCACGUCCGCAUCCACACUGGAGAGAAGCCUUACCAUUGCGACCCGUGCGGCCUGCAUUUCCGGCACAAGAGUCAGCUGCGGUUGCAUCUGCGCCAGAAACACGGGGCUGCUACGAACACCAAAGUACACUACCACAUCCUGGGGGGGCCUUAGCUGAGUGCCCCAGACCCCACUCGCUCCCCAGGGCCCAGGAAGUCCCCAAGCUUGGACCUGGCUUCCCUGUUCGUCUUGGUAUGGGGGUGUGCAAGACCACUCUGGUAUCAGAAACUGCUGCCACCUUAAUUUCUUGCUGGGGAGAGCAGGAGUGGCAGAUCCAGGCUAGAUCUGCCUCUGUUUUGCUGGUCAAAACCUCUUCCCCACAAUCCAGAUUGUCGAACUAGAGGCUGGGGUCAGGGAGACAUUGGAGGCCUGGUUUCCUUAAGGGAAGAGCCCCCACCUGCAGUCCCCACCUCAUUUGGUUUAUCUGUAAAUAUAAUUUAUUGCAGCCUUUGGGUAGCACCAGGGCCUUCAUUCUGUUGCAUUUCCCACUUCCCUAUGCCACAAGUGUGAUCAAAAGUGACCAGAAACAUAGAAUGUGAAGUCACAGCUCUGCUGGCAGAGAUUAUUAGCACUUGGCUCUCUCCUUUGGCUUGAGUGUUUUUAUAUUGUUAUUGUCAUAGCUUUUAUCUUUACAAUUGUUCUUUUUCCUGUUUGUUUGAUGUUGGUUUGUUUAAAAUGGAGAAAGGGAGACUCCAUUCCCUGCUCCUCCAAUUCUAGGUCUGGAACCUUUAUUCAUUCUAGGGCAAGCCCUAGGAACAUGUGGGAUUAUGGAAUUGGGUCUGGAACCCUCUCUGGUAUUCUGGACUCUGAGAUGCUCUAGCAGGCUAGAAUUAGAUAUAGUCUUUUCUUUCUUUUCAUGGGUGAUAGGAACCUUUAUGAUGAGCCUAAAACGGAGGUAACAAAUGCUUCCUGAAAGUUGCGGGGUGGGAGAUUGGAUCCUAAAUCACUUUAAGUAGAGGCCAGUAGUCUUUACUUCAAGAUGGUUCAGAACCUACACUGUCUCACCAAUCCAAUCACCUGGGUUUGGCUGCCCUGCAUUCAUCUGUCACAACAGAGCCCACCCAAGGCUUUGAAUUGAAUUCAUAAUUCUCUCACUACGGCCAGUUCUUAGCACUGAGUUGAUCCCUCCUCCAUGGGAGAAAGAUCUGAAAUUUCUUGUCAGAGAUCAUAUGACCUUUUCUGAUUCUACCAGUCUCUAAGAAUAUUGUGACCUAGGGGAGAAAUAUGAAACUUUACCUUGACUAUAGAGUUGUGACCCACCCAUUACUGUAGAGGUAUCUAGGUUUGAAUGUUCCUUGGGGUUCUCUAUACUGAGAUGAACCCCUUCUUUCUUUAAUGGGUUUUGGACAUCUUCUGGCAAGUGUCCAGAUUCCAGAAACGUCUUUGUCUCUUUAAGUCACAGGUGUUUGGUAACUUUCUUACCUUAGAAAAGCUGGAUCUGUGAUCUUGUCUUCCCAUCACUGCAUUCCUGUCUGGAACCAGUGAGUGCAUUAGAACCUUCCACAGGAAGAGGAAAGAGGCUGAGUUCCAUUCUGGGUUUAUUGUAGUUUGGAAUUAUGAUUGCAAUUGUUGUUGGGAUUGGAGAUUUGAGAGUAAAACUGGUUGACUGAUGAGUUCAAGCCCCUUCUAGUUGACCAAGUUGCCAGGUAGGAUUAAGAGGUUGAUUAAGUGCUGAAGUUUCCAGUGUUGACCAAGUAGGGGAAAAGUUAUGGAUGGGGUAGCCUCUUAGAAACUGUCUGGAAUGUUGAAUAAUACUCUGAAUCCCUGAUUUAUAGUCUUGGCCCUUGUAACCCUGGGACCUAUUUGAUUAUAGGACAUGGAUGGAGGGUAAAAAGCACUUCUGAAUUGGGGGGGUGGAACUUCCUCAAGAUAGAUCAAUACUAGUUGCUGUCACUUGGGGACUAGUGAGAAAGCUAUUCUCCCUAAGUCUAUCUUAAACCCCAUCACCUCAUUGAAGAAUUGAAGAAGAGGGAAAGCAAGAGGAGACAUGUAAAAAGAAACCAUAAUCUCUGUUUUAGCAGAUGGGAUGAGCAGGUUGAAAGUGCCUGGGGGUGGAGAUAUUAGCUCUUUCAAGAUCUGAUCCUUGGAAUAAAGAAGCCUCUGAGUCUAUCUGUUGUGUUCUGGGUUCUUGCCUCAGGGGACCUGGGGAUUGGAAAGAGAUUUCUUCCCUCUUAAAUAAUAUUUGGAUU